Messenger RNA from Melanotaenia boesemani (Boeseman's rainbowfish), 15749 nucleotides. It is a transcript of the gene fat1a, whose product is annotated as FAT atypical cadherin 1a. The record is from RefSeq and is a predicted model, not a curated record. Bases 150 to 14093 code for a protein of 4647 amino acids. Gene Ontology annotation, cellular component: plasma membrane. Gene Ontology annotation, molecular function: calcium ion binding. Lineage: Eukaryota; Metazoa; Chordata; Actinopteri; Atheriniformes; Melanotaeniidae. Gene Ontology annotation, biological process: homophilic cell-cell adhesion. The transcript has 30 exons.
AGCCUGCUGGUGGCAGAUGGAGUAACGGGGAGGAGAGAAGUCCACGUAUUACCAUGCCGAGAUUUGGACCACAUAAACUACAUCCAAAACCUCCUAAUAUACGAAAUUAAUAAUAACAGAGGUGGUUUUGUGAAGAUCUUGGUACGAAGAUGGGGAAACAAUGGGUGGCACUGCUUGUGCUGUUCCUGCAGCUUUUCUGUGGCUGCACAGCGAACCAAAGGAUGGCGAGGGCCACCUCCAUGCAGUUCACUCAUUCUGUUUACAAUUCCACCAUAUAUGAAAACUCCGCUGCUAAGACUUACUUAGAGAGUCACACCAAGAUGGGGAUCUAUAUCACAGACCCAACUUGGGAGAUACGGUACAAAAUAAUCUCUGGAGACAAUGAGAACUUAUUCAAAGCAGAGGACUACGUGCUGGGAGAUUUCAGUUUUUUGCGAAUAAGGACCAAAGGAGGCAGCACUGCCAUUCUGAACCGGGAGGUUAAAGACCACUAUAUGCUAACUGUUAAAGCUUCUGAGAGGAACACCAAUUUCGAGUGUCGCACUAGAGUUAAGGUGCAGGUACUGGACACCAAUGAUCUGAGGCCUCUCUUCUCACCGACAUCCUACAGCAUCUCUCUACCAGAAAACACGGCCAUACGUACAAGUGUAGCCAAGGUCACGGCAACUGAUGCAGAUAUUGGUACAAAUGGAGAAUACUACUACAGUUUCAGAGAGUGGACGGAUAUGUUUGCUGUUCAUCCAACAAGCGGUGUCGUUACACUGACUGGCAAACUUGACUAUUCUGAGACGAAACUGUACGAGUUGGAGAUCCUUGCAGUGGACAGAGGGAUGAAGCUAUAUGGCAGCAGUGGGUUUAGUAGCAUGGCCAAACUGACAGUCAGAGUGGAGCAGGCCAAUGAGCAUGCACCUGUAAUUACUGCAGUGACUUUGACGCCCUCAGAUGCAGAUCACGACCCCACAUAUGCCAUUGUGAUGGUGGAGGACAAAGAUCAGGGACCAAAUGGAGAAAUAGCAUCGCUGAGCAUUGUUGCCGGUGACCCUCUUCAGCAGUUCAAGGCUGUAAGAAGCAGCCCUGGAAGCAAGGAGUAUAAGAUAAAAGCUGUCAAAGAUGUGGACUGGGACAGUCAACCUUUUGGAUACAACCUCACUUUACAGGCAAAGGACAAGGGCACCCCCCCUCAGUUUUCAUCUGCUAAAUUGGUACAUGUAACUUCUGCACAGUUCCAAAAGGGCCCCCCUGUAUUUGAAAAGGCAAUUUACAGAGUCAGUCUGAGUGAAUUUGCCCCUCUACACACACCUGUCACCAUGGUAACAGCUGUGCCAAAGUAUCCACAUUUAAAAUAUGCUUUUAAAUACAGUUCUGACAAAAACAGAUUUACUAUCAAUCCAGAUACUGGCUUAAUCAGCACUGCAGGACCAAUCAAUGCUGAUAUUUCCCCACAGUCUGAGCUGGAAGUGAUUACCAGUGACAAAAAAGCAGCCACAAAAGUGAUUAUUGACGUGAUUGAUGUCAAUAACAAUGCACCUGAAUUCCAGCAGACAUCUUACAAGGCCAGCGUUGAUGAGAAUGUCCCCAUUGGUACCAGUGUGAUUACAGUGAGAGCCACUGAUCUCGACAGAGGGGAAAACGGCUAUGUGACCUACAGCAUUACCAAUCCAAGUCCCCAGCCAUUUGUCAUCGACUACUUCUCCGGUGUCAUCAGCACUUCAGAGGUCCUAGAUUAUGAACUCAUGCCCAGGAUUUACAAUCUCAGAGUCAGGGCAUCAGACUGGGGAUCCCCUUUCCGGAGAGAAGUGGAGGCAUCAGUAACCAUAACUUUAAAUAACCUGAAUGACAACAAGCCUUUGUUUGAAAAUGUAGACUGUGAGGUGACUGUGCCCAGAGAUCACGGCGUGGGAGAGCAGAUAACAACAGCAUCUGCCAUUGAUGCUGAUGAACUGCAGCUAGUGCGGUACAUUAUUAAAGCUGGAAAUGAUCUUGAUCUGUUUGAACUAAAUCCAAACUCAGGCUUGCUUUCACUGAAGCGCACAUUGAGUGAGGGAGAAGCAGCCAAGGUGUCCUUUCACAGUUUACAAAUUGUGGCAACUGAUGGCGAACAUGAGACUCAGCCAAUGAUCAUGAACAUAACUGUCAUCACAGCCCGCAAACCUGUCCAGUUGAAAUGUGUUGAAACUGGUGUGGCGACUAUGUUGGCUGAAAAGCUCCUUCAGGGAAGCAAAAUCCACACGCAAACUGAGCCAGAUGACGACUUCAUGGACAUUCACUCAGUCAAUCGGUACUCUCCUCAGUUUGCAGACUCUUUCCCAAGUGUUAUUGAAGUGAAAGAAGACCUCCCUGUUGGAGCAAGGAUUGCCCAUUUAAGUGCCACAGAUACAGAUAGUGGCUUCAAUGGGAAAUUGGUGUACGUUAUUUCAGGUGGGGAUACAGAAAGCCGCUUCAUAAUUGAUAUGGAAACCGGUUGGCUCUUGAUUUAUUCUCCGCUUGAUCGGGAAACAACAGACCACUACACCCUCAAUAUUACAGUUUAUGAUCUUGGGAUACCACAGAAAUCCUCUUCACGUCUCUUGGAUGUGAAAAUCUUAGACGCCAAUGACAAUAGUCCACAGUUUUUGCAAGAUUCAUACUCAGUUGAAAUAAGUGAGACCACACCUGUUGGGACAGAAAUUAUCCAGGUGGAUUCCACAGACAAGGAUCAAGGUGACAAUGGAAUCGUGAAGUAUUCAAUUUUGGGAGGCACAGAUUAUUUUGCAAUUAAUGAGAUAACCGGUGUUGUGACUGUGAUGAAACCACUGGAUCGUGAGCGCUUUCCAUUCUUUAUCUUGAAGAUUGCGGCACGUGACCAAGCAUUGAGUGAGCCUCAGUUAGUGUCCACGGUGCCUCUUAAAAUCACCUUGGAAGAUGUGAAUGAUAAUCCACCUAAAUUUGUGCCUCCCAAUUACCGUGUGAAGGUGAGGGAGGAUCUUCCUAUAGGUACUGUUAUUAUGUGGCUGGAGGCUCAUGACCCUGAUAUUGGACCUUCCAGCCAGGUACGAUAUAGCCUUAUUGACAACGGAGAUGGUAAAUUUGAAGUGGACAAAAUUAGUGGUGCUCUUCGAAUUGUUCAGAAUCUGGAUUAUGAGGCAAAACAGGUGUAUAACUUGACAGCAAAAGCUAAAGACAAGGGGAAGCCCAUAUCUUUAUCAUCAACCUGCUUCAUUGAAGUGGACGUAGUAGAUGUGAAUGAGAAUCUCUACAGGCCUCUGUUUCGAUCGUUUGUGGAAAAGGGAUUUAUAAAAGAGGAUGCUCUUGUCGGGACGUCUGUGAUGACUGUUUCAGCUGAAGAUGAGGACACAGGACAAGACGGAGAGAUUCGAUAUUCCAUACGAGAUGGAUCUGGCUUAGGAAAAUUUUCCAUUGAUGAGGAAACUGGUGUCAUUCGAACACAAGAGCUUCUGGAUCAUGAAACAACACCUCACUAUUGGCUAACAGUCUACGCUAUGGAUCGCGGUGUGGUGCCCCUUUCUGCUUUUGUUGAUGUCUACAUUGAAGUGCAGGAUGUCAACGACAAUGCACCACAAACCUCCGAACCUGUCUACUAUCCGUCUGUUAUGGAGAACUCUCCAAAAGAUGUGUCAAUCAUCCAGAUAAACGCCGUUGAUCCAGAUGCCAAGGCCAGUGAUAAACUCACCUACAGGAUCACCAGUGGCAAUCCCCAGGGUUUCUUUGCCAUUAACACCAAAACAGGUCUGGUUACAACCACUUCAAGGAAACUGGACAGGGAGCAACAAGAUGAACACAUACUUGAGAUUACCAUUACUGACCAAGGCAUUCCUCCAAAAUCCACCACCGUCCGCGUCAUCGUGCAGGUCCUCGAUGAGAAUGACAACAGGCCAAUGUUCUUGGAAAAGAUCUACAAGAUUCAGCUCCCUGAGCGGGAGAAGCCAGAGAAAGAGAGAGCCAUGAAGAGAGACCCCGUGUAUCGGAUCAUUGCAUCAGACCGCGACAAAGGACCAAAUGCUGAGAUCUCCUACAGCAUCGAGGAGGGAGACGAACAUGGGAAGUUUUUUAUCGAGCCAAAGACUGGUCUAGUUUCAUCCAAGAAGUUCUCUUCUGCUGGAGAAUAUGACAUUCUUACUAUUAAAGCCGUCGACAACGGGCGUCCUCAGAAAUCCUCCACUUGCCGUCUGCACAUAGAGUGGAUCCCUAAACCGGAAGUUCCAGCAGAUGCAGCUCCCCUGCGCUUUGAGGAGUCUCCAUUUAGCUUUUCUGUCAUGGAGAGCGAUCCUGUGGCGCACAUGGUGGGCGUUGUUGCCACUGAGUCGUCUGAUGUUCCCGUAUGGUUUGAAAUCACAGGUGGUAAUUACGACAAUCGCUUUGACGUUGGCAAAGCCAGUGGAACCUUGAUUGUAGCGCGGCCCCUGGACGCUGAGCAGAAAUCAAAUUACAACCUGACGGUGGAAGCCACAGAUGGGACACGAACUGUCAGCACUCAGGUGCUUAUCCGUGUCAUUGACACAAACAACCACAGGCCAGAAUUCCUUCAUCAGGUUUAUGUCACCAAUGUCCCCGAAGACAAACCAGCAGGGACUGAGGUCCUGCAGAUCAGUGCCGUAGACAGAGAUGAGAAAAACAAACUGACUUUUACACUCCUGAGCAGCACUGAUCCCAUCAGCCACAGGAAGUUCCGCCUGGAUGGAGGAACUGGCACUUUGUACACCACUGAGCGACUGGAUCAUGAGACCAUGCAUCGUCACAUCCUCACUGUCAUGGUUAGAGACCAGGACAUUCCAGUGAAGAGGAAUCUUGCACGUGUUAUUGUCAACGUGGAGGACACAAAUGACAACGCACCCUGGUUUAUUGGCACACCUUAUUCUGGACGUGUGUUUGAAUCCGCUGCCAUAGGCUCAGCAGUCCUGCAGGUCACAGCUCUUGACAAAGACAAGGGUUCUAACGCAGAGGUUGUUUACAGCCUCGAAUCAGGAAAUGUUGCAAACUCCUUUGCUAUUGAUCCUAUUCUCGGGACAAUUACAGUGGCCAAAGAACUUGAUCGAAGCAGCAAGACAGCUUUUGAGCUCAUUGUCAAGGCGUCUGAUAAUGGAACUCCCCCACUGUCCACCACCACCACGGUCAACAUCGCAGUAACAGUUUCUGACAAUGCAGCCCCCAGAUUCACUGAAAAGGAGUUCUCUGCAGAAAUCAGUGAAUCAGCCCAUCUAGGAAGCUUUGUGAGCUCCGUCACAGCCGUCAGCCAGUCCUCUGUUUUCUAUCAAAUAAAAGGCGGUAACAUCAACAACGCCUUUGAUAUAAAUCCAAACUCAGGAGUGGUUGUAAUGCAUCAAGCUUUGGAUUAUGAGACCACCUCUCAAUACAAACUCAUUAUACAGGGCACCAACAUGGCUGGACUUUCCAGCAAUGCAACCCUUCUGAUUCAUCUGAAGGAUGAAAAUGAUAAUGCCCCAGUUUUCACCCAGAAGGAAUUCAAAGGAGUAAUCAGCGAGUCGGCCCCCAUCGGUAGCGUCGUUCUGACCCAUGAAAACACUCCUUUUGUUAUCCGAGCCUCUGAUAAUGACUGUGACCAAAAUGCAAGACUCAUUUAUCAAAUAGUUGAACCAUUUGCUCAUAACUAUUUUGCCAUUGACUCAAGCACCGGAGCCAUCAGAACCAUAACAGCUUUGGAUUACGAACAGAGGAGCAUUUUCAGCUUCACAGUUCAGGUCCAUGAUCUAGGUACGCCACGAUUGUUUGCAGAGACGGCGGCCAAUGUGACCAUUGAAGUAAUUGACGUUAAUGACUGCUCACCGGUUUUCAGCCAAGAAGUGUAUGAGGUAGCCAUCAUUGUGCCAACAUACAAAGGGGUAGAAGUAAUCCAAGUCAGUGCUACAGACUCAGACUCAGAGCCUAUCUCCAAACUGCUUUUCUCUAUCUCUGAGGGGAAUAUUGGUGAGAAAUUUAAAAUUGAUCCAACAACAGGCAUUAUUUCUAUUCAGAACGUCACACAGCUCAGGAGCAGAUACGAAUUAAAUGUUAGAGUUUCUGAUGGUAGGUUUGCUGCUGUUGCAACAGUUAAGAUCAGUGUGAAAGAAAACACGGGAAGCAAGAUGAAGUUCACCCAGGAGUCCUACAAAGCCUACAUCCAAGAAAAUUCCUCAGAUGAGAAAACACUAGCAGUCAUUGGGGCUGUUGGGAACCAAGUGAAUGAGCCUGUGUUCUACAGAAUAUUGAACCCUGACAGCAGGUUUAAAAUCAGCCGCACGUCUGGAGUUAUCUCAACAACUGGGAUUCCAUUUGAUCGUGAAGCACAAGACACAUACGAUAUUGUUGUGGAGGUCACUGGUGAAGAGUCAUCUGCAGACACAGCUCAUGUUUUAGUUACUGUGACUGUGGAAGAUGUAAAUGACAACAAUCCCAUGUUCGUAAAUCUUCCCUAUCAUGCUCUGGUCCAGAUGGAUGCAGAGGAAGGCCAGGUCAUCAGACAGGUCACAGCAGUGGAUAAAGAUGUUGGCCCAAAUGCAGAUCUCCGUUAUUACCUAAAGGAGCAUCAGGAACACUUUGAGAUUAGUCUGACUGGUAAAAUCUUGCUCAAAAAGAAAUUUGAAAAAGAGUCACUCAACACAGACUUUCUCAUAGUUGCUGUGGCGGAAGAUAAUGGAAAACCAUCUUUGUCAGCAGAAGUAGAAGUGCCAAUAACAGUGGUGAACAAAGCCAUGCCUGUGUUUGAGAGGCCUUUUUACAGAAUUGAAAUCCCUGAAAACAUUCAGCUGCACUCCCCUGUGCUCCAUGUGCAGGCCACUGACUCUGAGGGCCCUCGCAUUGUGUACACCAUCUCCGAAGGGGAUCCUUUCAAACAGUUCUCAAUUGAUUUCAACACAGGGGUCAUUCAUGUGAUACAGUCUUUAGACUUUGAGAUUCAUCCUGCCUAUAAGUUAAACAUAAGAGCCACCGACUCCCUGACUGGAGCACACUCUGAGGUGUUUGUUGAUAUCAUACUGGAAGAUGUAAAUGAUAAUGCCCCUGUCUUCCUGUCAAAGGCUUACUAUGCUAAUAUUUCUGAGGCCUCUGUAAUUGGUACAUCAGUUUUGCAGGUGGAUGCUAUGGAUUCUGACAAAGGCAAUAACAAGGAAGUAUUCUUUCAGCUGGUUGAGGAAAGAGAAAAGAGUUCUGAUUAUUUUACCAUUGACCGGUACACAGGAAUAAUUUCUACAGCUAAAGUUCUUGAUCACGAAGAGAUCCAGCAACACAAACUGAGAGUCCGUGCGGUGGACGGAGGCGUUCCAGCCCUCUCGAGUGACAUCAUUGUGACAAUAGAUGUUACUGACCUGAAUGACAACGCUCCCAUAUUUACAGAGCAUACUUACAAAACAACCAUCAGCGAAUUAGCCCCACGUGGUCACUUCAUCAGCCAAGUCCAGGCAUCUGACGCUGACAGUUCAGACAUAAACAAGUUGGAGUUCUCAAUUAUAUCUGGAAAUGAAGAGCAGAACUUUGCCAUCAACAAAAAAACCGGUGCCAUCAUUGUUUCUAACCACCGCCGGUCACAUAUGCAGCCAUUUUACAAUCUUAACAUAUCAGUUUCAGAUGGUGUAUUCAGAGGCUCAGCCCUUGUCAUGGUAACAGUUACUGGUGCCAACUUCCACACCCCCACUUUCUCUCAGAUGGAGUAUUUGGUUGAGCUUGUUGAGAACUCACCUGUUGGUACCCUGGUAGCAGAAGCACAGGCCACAGAUGAUGACGAAGGCAUUUAUGGCCAGAUAACAUACCAGAUUGUAAAUGACUUUGCUAAAGAAAAGUUCUCUAUUAAUGAAAAAGGAGAGAUUUUCACUGCUGAAAGCCUUGAUCGUGAAAAUACAGAGGAGAAAGUUAUCCCUAUCUCUUUGCGAGCUCAAGAUGGAGGAGGAAAUGUAGGCUUCUGUACUGUCAAUGUCAUUGUCACAGACACCAAUGAUAAUGCCCCGCAAUUCAGAGCAAUUGAGUACAAAGCCACUAUUGCAUCAAAUGUCCCAAGAGGAACCUCUGUGCUUAAAAUUGCUGCUUCAGACAUGGAUGAGGGGAGUAAUGCUGACAUUGAGUAUUCACUGGAAGCAGAUGUUGAAAAUGUUGCAGAGAAUUUUGAAAUUCACAAAACCUCUGGGGUCAUUGUUACCAAAGAAAGCCUCAUUGGACUUGAAAAUGAACUCUAUGCAUUUUUUGUGAAGGCAAAGGAUACUGGGAAUCCACCCAAACAUUCAGUUGUCCAAGUUUACAUCAGGAUUGUCUCAUCUGAAACUCCAAUUCCCAAAUUUGCUGAACCGCAUUAUCGUUACACUAUUGCAGAGGACCUUCCCAUUGGAACAGAGAUAGAUGUGAUUCAGGCUGAGGGCGAGCAGCCGCUCUUCUACAGCCUCAUGAAAGGGAACACUCCUGAGAGCAACGAGGAUGAUGUGUUUGUUGUAGAUAGAGACAACGGAUCCUUGAAGCUUCAGAAGAGCCUUGACCAUGAGACAACCAAAUGGUAUCAGCUCACUUUGUUUGCCCAAAGCAAAUAUGAAGAUAAUGAGAUAGUUGCAUCUGUAAAUGUGAACAUCCAGGUGAAAGAUGUCAACGAUAACAAGCCAAUCUUUGAGGCAGACCCCUAUGAGGCUGUCACUGCUGAAAACCUUCCAAGUGGGACUCAAGUCAUUCAAGUCAAAGCAACCGACCUCGACUCUGGAACCAACGGCCGUGUCAUCUACAGUCUCGACCCCAAGCAGAACUCGCAGGAGAUCUCUGAGCUGUUUGCUGUUAAUAGUGAAACCGGAUGGUUGACCACCUUAAAAGAGCUGGACCGGGAAAACAUGGACAAAUACACCAUUGCCGUCCUAGCCACAGACCAAGGCAGCACAGUUCAACACGUUACUGGAACCAUGGUGGAGGUAACGGUGGCCGAUGUGAAUGACAACGCGCCGCGCUUCACUGCAGAGAUCUACAAGGGAACAGUCAGUGAAGAUGAUCCUCCACCCAGUGGGGUGAUUGCUAUCCUCAGCACCACAGACGAUGAUUCUGAAGACAUUAAUAAACAAGUGAACUAUUUCAUAACAGGAGGGGACCCUCUCGGCCAAUUUGCCAUCGAACACGUUCAGAAUGAAUGGAAGGUCUCUGUCAGGAAGCCCUUGGACCGAGAAGUAACGGACAAUUAUCUCCUCAACAUUACUGCCAGCGAUGGCAUCUUCAUUGCCAAAGCAGUUGUGGAGGUCAAGGUGCUGGAUGCCAAUGACAAUGACCCAGUUUGCGAAAAGUCUGUCUAUAGUGAAAGUGUCCCAGAGGACUCCCCAGCUGGCAGGCUCAUCUUGCAGGUCUCUGCCACAGAUGCUGACAUCCGCUCAAAUGCCCAAAUCUUUUACGAGCUUCAAGGCAUUGGAUCCGAAUUGUUUAUCAUUGACUCGAACACAGGGGAAUUGAGGACCUUGCAACCCCUGGACCGAGAGGAGCAAGACGAGCACAGGUUUAAAGUGCGAGCGCUGGAUGGAGGAGGUCGCUACUGUGAAUCUGACAUCCACAUCACGGUGGAGGACAUAAAUGACAACUCGCCGCAGUUCUCAUCGGAUCCCUACACCAUCACAGUCUUUGAGAACACAGAGACGGGCACGUUUGUUGCAAAACUGCUGGCAAAUGAUGUUGAUACCGGUCUGAACAGUGACAUCCUCUACUCGUUGGAUGACUCUGCUGAAGGAUUCUUCUCAAUUGACGAGCACACUGGUGUAAUAACCCUGGAGCGUCCUCUGGACCGCGAGGUGCAGUCAGUAUAUGAGCUGAAGGCCCGUGCCAGUGACCAGGGUUCCCUACGUCUUUCCUCUCUCUGCCAAGUGGUGGUCUCCGUCCUGGACAUUAACGACAAUCCACCAGUGUUUGAGCACCGUGAAUACACAGCCACCGUGUCUGAGGAUGUGGCCGUGGGCACUCAGUUGCUCAGAGUGCAGGCAGCCAGCCGUGACGCAGAUGCUAACGGAGAGAUCUCCUACAGCAUCAUCAGCGGGAAUGAGCAUGGCAUGUUCAGCGUCGACUCACGUACUGGUGAUAUCUUUGUGAUUGAGCCAUUGGACUAUGAGGUCUCCCAUGGAUACUAUAUUACCAUAGAGGCUACAGAUGGUGGUUCGCCACCCCUGAGUGACAUGGCCACUGUCAACAUCAACCUGACUGAUGUCAAUGACAACAGGCCUGUUUUUAGCCAAGACGUCUACACGACUGUCAUCAGUGAGGACACUGAGCUUGGGAGGACUGUGCUGACUGUGAUGGCUGAGGAUGCUGACGGGCCUUCCCACAAUCACAUCCGCUACUCCAUUGUGGAUGGUAACCAAGGCAGCCCGUUCACCAUUGAUCUGCUGCGAGGGGAGCUUAAAGUUGCUCGCCAGCUGGACAGAGAAAGAACAUCAGGGUACACUUUGAUGGUGGUCGCCUCAGACAACGGAGUGCCCCCCCUCUCCAGCAGCUCCAUGAUCAACAUCGACAUCUCGGACGUCAACGAUAACCCGCCUCUUUUCUCCCAGGCCAACUACAGCCUCAUCAUCCAGGAGAAUCGACCAAAAGGCACAAGUGUUCUUCAGCUCACUGUAAGCGACCGUGAUGCUUCUCACAACGGCCCACCUUUCACAUUUACCAUUGUGGACGGGAACGAGGGCAAUGCUUUCCACAUCAAUCAGCAGGGAGCUCUGGUGACCGUGGGGGCGCUGAAUAGGAAGAGUAAAGAACACUAUCUGCUGCAAGUUCAGGUGUCAGACAGUGGCAAACCCCAGCUGUUCUCUACCACCUUCAUCAGUGUGCGUAUAAUUGAAGAGAGUGUCUACCCUCCAGCAGUACUACCACUAGACAUUUUCGUCUCUAUUGCUGGCGAUGAAUACCCUGGAGGUGUCCUGGGAAAGAUCCAUGCCACCGACCAAGACAUCUAUGACACUCUCACCUACAGCCUCGCCCCUUCAGCCUCCUCAUCCGCAGACAAGAGCAGUGCCUUGUUUUCAGUUUCAGCCUCCGAUGGUAAAGUUAUUGCCCUGCAGCCGCUCGAUGUGGGCCACUAUCCUCUCAAUGUGACAGUGACCGACGGACGCUUCACAACACCUGCCGACGUCACUGUGCACGUUCGUCAAGCGACUCGCCAGGCCCUGGACAACUCUAUUGCAGUACGCUUUGCAAACAUUGCCCCUGAGGAGUUUAUCGGGGACUACUGGCGCAACUUCCAGCGAGCGCUGAGAAACAUUGCCGGGGUUAGGAGGAGUGAGGUUCAGUUGGUGAGCCUGCAGCCUUCAGAGCAAGGAGAUCUGGAUGUCCUGCUGACACUAGAAAGAUCUGGCAGCCCAUAUCAAUCUCAGGAGGUUGUCUUCCGCAAGCUGAACUCCUCUGCAGCUGUGAUCGAAGAGAUGACGGGGGUAGGCAUCGUGCGGGUGGUGCAGAAGCUCUGUGCUGGUCUUGACUGCCCGUUGCACUUCUGCGAUGAGGUCAUCUCCUUGGAUAAAACUGUUAUGUCCACACACAGCACGUCCCGCCUCAGUUUCGUCACCCCAAAACACCAGAGAACCGCAACCUGCCAGUGUGACGGUGGUAAAUGUCCUGUGUUGAACAACCUGUGUGAGAACAGCCCCUGCCCAGAGGGCAUGGACUGUGUAGCAGAUCCUGAAGAUACUGUGUACAGCUGUGUGUGUCCUGAAGGCAAAAAGGGCAAAUGUUCAGAUGGCCACUCAUUAACAUUUAGCGGAGGUGGUUAUGUGAAGUACCGUCUGAUGGAGAAUGAGAACAAGGAGCUGAUGAAGCUAUCUCUGAGGCUCAGGACUUUCUCCAGCCAUGCUACUGUCAUGUAUGCAAAAGGGACUGACUACAGCAUCCUUGAGAUAGUAAACGGCCGUCUUCAGUACAAGUUUGACUGCGGCAGUGGUCCUGGCCUAGUGUCUGUCCACAGCGCUCAAGUUAACGAUGGGGAGUGGCAUUCUGUCUCUCUGGAGGUAGAUGGUAACUAUGCGAAACUGGUUCUAGACCGGGUGCACGCUGCCUCUGGUACAGCACCGGGCACUCUGCGCACCUUAAACCUCGACAACAGCAUUUACUUUGGUGGUCACAUACGCCAGCACAGCUCCCCUCGCCUUGGUCGCAGCCUGCCUAUUACUAAUGGGCUCCGUGGCUGCAUGGAGGCCAUCGCACUGAAUGGCCAGGAGCUACCACUCAACACCAAAGCUCACCGGGCCCACGCUGUGCUGGAGGACAUUGUGGAUGUGGCACCAGGCUGUGCACUCACACCUGAUGAGAGUUGUUCAAGCAACCCCUGCACCAACGGAGGAAGCUGCACCUCACUGCCUAAUGGAGGCUACUUCUGCAAGUGUCCUGCCUCUUUCAUGGGCACACACUGUGAGAUUGCCAUAAGUCCUUGUGCGUCCAACCCCUGCCUGUACGGUGGCACCUGUGUUCCUCGUGCAGAUGACUUCUACUGCCAGUGCAGAGGGCAGUACUCAGGACAGAGGUGCCAGUUAGGGCCAUACUGCAGAGACAACCCCUGUAAAAACAGUGGAAAGUGUAUCGACAGUCUGGAUGGUCCUGUAUGUGAAUGUGAACCUGGUUUCCAGGGAGACAGGUGUUUGAGUGAUGUAGAUGAGUGCGUCAAGAACCCCUGCGCCAACGGAGGACUGUGCCAGAACACGUACGGCUCCUUCAAGUGUAACUGUUCGCUGGGUUUCAGCGGGCACAUGUGUGAACAACGUGCAGCUGUCCGAAAUGACUUUGUCUCCACCUCCUGGAACAUCGGCUUGGAAGAGGUGAUCGGCAUUGUGGUCUUUGUAUCUAGCAUCUUCAUCCUGGUCCUCCUCUUCAUCAUUAUCCGCAAGAAAGCCUGCCGCAGCAAGUCAAAGAUAGAUGACGAUGACAAACAUCCUGGGAGUUCCAGCAUGCCUCACUCCUUUCUCCAGCGACCUUACUUUGACUCCAAAAUAAACAAGAACAUCUACUCAGACAUCCCUCCUCAGGUGCCCGUGCGUCCCAUCUCCUAUACUCCUAGCAUUCCAAGUGACUCACGGAACAACUUGGACAGAAACUCGUUUGAGGGCUCAGCCAUCCCAGAGCACCCUGAGUUCACCACCUUCAACCCAGAAUCUGUGCAUGGACAUCGCAAGACCGUGGCUGUGUGCAGCGUGGCGCCCAAUCUCCCGCCUCCACCUCCAUCCAACUCUGUCUCUGACAGCGACUCCAUCCAGAAGCCAAACUGGGACUAUGAUUAUGACACUAAAGUGGUGGACUUGGAUCCAUGCCUGACCAAGAAGUCUGUGGAAGACACCGCCUGUCAGCCCUAUAACACCAGAGGCAGCAUGUCUGAGGUCCAGUCCCUCAGCUCCUUUCAAUCCGAGUCCUGUGAUGACAACGCCUCCAUAGUGACAGUAAUCCACCUUGUUAACUCUGUUGUUGACACGGUGGAAGGAGAAGAGUCUUUUUUGGCUCAUGAUCUCAAGAACCCAAGAGGAUAUCACUGGGACACAUCUGAUUGGAUGCCAAGUGUUCAACUUCCUGGAAUACAGGAGUUUCCACAUUAUGAGGUUGUGGAGUCACCCGCCCCUCUGUACAAUGACCCGAGUGCCAUCGACACAGAUUACUAUCCUGGUGGCUUAGACAUAGAGAGUGAUUUCCCGCCACCGCCAGAGGACUUCCCUGCAAACGAUGACCUGCCGCCUCUGCCAGAGUACAGCGACCGAUGCGACACACUGCGACCCGUCGGCAGAGAUUUGGACGCGUCUGGUUCAGGCAAUUCCAGCGCAGUCCGCCAGCGUCCGGCGCUGCCCCAGCUCUACAGCCUUAACCAGUAUCUGCCGCAUCACUCCUACCCAAGUGAAGGGGGCGACACUGAGGGACAGGGUGCUACCUCCACCUCUGCAACCAUUACCCCUGCUUCCACCAUGGGCACUAGUGAUUACAGAGGAGGCUAUCCUUUAGGUUGUAGUCGGGACUUUGACUCCUCAGCUCUGGACAACAUGUCCAUGUCUCUGUACACAUCCACAGCCUCUUGCUCGGACAUGUCGGCGUGCUGCGAGGAGUCUGAGGUGAUGAUAAGCGACUACGAGAGCGGUGAUGAGGGCCACUUCGAACGGCUGGCCAUCCCGGCGCUGGACUCCCAACAGCACACUGAAGUCUGACACUGGAUCCAAACAAAAGUGCCUGAACCCACAGCUACACCUUAUGGUAGCCUUUAAAACACCACAACACUAAACACACACAGUACGUGGACACAAAACAGCAUGACACACAUACGGUACGGUACAUGUACAGGGGUUGAGACUAAGGGUCAGAGAAAAUAAGAAGUACAUAAGUGAUUCUGUAACCUCUUCACAUCUUGGUUCAACUCCUGCACCUUUGAGUCGGUGGUACUGUUGCUUUAAGGGGGACCUAUUAUGCUGUCAUCUAUUUUCCACCAUAAUAUCACAUAUUUAUAUAGAAUAAGGUCUAAGUUUUAAAGAAUGAAGCAAAUCAAUGUAAAAGUAAUCCCUGGGAGCCAGAAACUCAGGCUUCAGACUUCUUUAACAAUUUUUCUACAUUAAUGCUGAGCUCACGUAAGCGGUGAGGAAUUUCCUAAUAAUGUCAUCUACUCCAGCACACCCACAAAGUCUAACUACUCUUCAUAAAUAUAUACGUGUUUUCAUAAGGAAUACUACUUGAGCAGUUAUGUAGAUGUUUAUGUAAUGCAGUAUUCAAACACAGCAGAAUAACACCUGCUUGCUACAGUACUGUUGGCAUUUAAUAACAGCAGAUGCAGUUAAAUUAUUUUCUUAAUGUUGUGAUUGAAAGACUAAAUUCAUCAUUAUACAAAACAAAAAUCAGGAAAUGAGUGUUAAAAAAGGCCAAACUGAGGAUUGUAAUCUGUAGCUGUUUGUUCAGUCAACUCUUAUAUUAAUGUAGCUGCUGCUACUGGGUCCAGUUUACAGUCAGUCUCUUCACACCAGCAAGAAGACGAGCUGAUCACAAUUAAAGGCUUUCACACAGUCCAUCAAUCAGAAGACGGUGAGCUGUCAGUGGAGUGGGUUAAAACACAGCUAAACAGAUUUAUUUCACAGGAUGAAGAAAGUAAUUGCAUAAAGGAUUAGUGUGACUGAAUCAUGCAAAGCAGUUCUAGUGGCAUCCCAGAAUAAGAAUAUAGAUUUGGGAAAAAAAAUAAGCAUAAUUUGUCCCCUUUAAGUAACUUUAAUCUCAAACAGGAAGUGGAUUUUUCUGAAGGAUCAGCAUUUCAGUGUACAACAAAAAUAUAUGUGUAUCAUGAAAAAAAAUCUUGUUUCUAUAAACAAAACCAAGAAAAAUGUUUUUAUAAAAGUCUUCAUUUUCAGUGUAAAUUUAAAUGUACAGUUUGAUUUUAAAAGGUUACUAGGUUUUGUAGAUAUUCUAUGCUUUUCUUUUCAAUGAAAAAAAGAGUUAAAUGGUGUGACAUCAGCCUUACUGUGCUUACAUUCACUAAAAACAAACUAAAAAAAAAAGAAGAGCGUGGCUUUUCUGAACAGUGUACUCGUUAAGUUUAUCGUCUCUUGCUCAUUUCAAAAAGGGUCUUCAAUGAACGACUGCAUAUUCUUGUGUUUUUUGUUUUUUUGUUUUCAUUUGUUUGUACAUUUUGACUUUGGAACCUCUUUAUUUUUCCACCAAGAUAAUGGGACCCAAUAUAUUUAUAGUGCAGAGUUAUCCAUGGACACGUGACUUUUCAGGUGUCUGUGUGUGUCUGAGCAACGCUAUGGUCUUGUUAAGGUUUUUAUUGAAUACUGCCACAAGCUCACGCUUUCCUACUGGCAAUAAAUUAUUCCUAAAAAAUA